AAUCCCACCUCUUCCCUUCUCUCAAACCCAACCCACUUCUCUCUCUCUCUACAAAUCAACGCCAACAUUUCUGCACGAAAUCAUUCGUUUUUGUGCUUUCAGGUUUCAAUUUUUGAGUCAAUAAUGGCGCAGAGGACGGAGAAGGAGGAGACCGAGUUCAAGGUCGUGCCUGAGACCAUCUCCCUGUGCGUCAAGUGCGGCGUCGCCGGCAACUCCGCGGCGAAUAAUCUCUGUCAGAAGUGUUUCAACGCCGCCACAACGGCGGUUUCCACCUCCUCGGCCACCGCAGCCGCCUCAUCGCCGGUCGGUGCUGCGGCGAAGCCGUUGAAUCACGUUUUGUUGGAGAAAUCCUUCAGAUCUAGCUCGUCUAGCCUGUCUCUGCCGGAGAGGAGGCUCGCAUCGGCGGGGACGAGCCGAGAUCUGAAAAAGGAGGCCGCCGUAGCUGCGGUUCCGAUGAAGAGAGAAGUUAAUCGGUGCUCCGGCUGCCGGAGGAAGGUAGGUCUCACCGGAUUCAGAUGCCGAUGCGGCGACCUUUUCUGCGCCGAUCAUCGAUACUCCGAUCGCCACGACUGCAGCUACGAUUACAAAUCCGCCGGCCGGGAAGCCAUCGCGAGGGAGAAUCCGGUGGUCAAAGCCGCGAAAAUCGUCAAAAUAUGAAACGAAGGGAAAAAGUCAACCAAAUAUGCAUCCUCGGCCGGGCGCGUAGUCAAAUUCGCCAUAUCUUCAGCCUAUGAAGAUCGAUGCUCCGGCUAUGUUGUAGCUCUUCCGGUGAAGGAGUCGCCGGAAGGAUUAGCGGAACGAUGGGAAAUCCGACGUCUACUUUUCGUUUUUUAAAUUACAAAAAAUUAAAAACGGAAAUUACUGUCAAAAAUUUAUGUUGAAUUUGUAAGUGUGUUUGUAUGGCGAUUAAUUAUUUGUUUCCGUUAUUAUAAUAUAUGAAGGGAAAGAUUGGAAUCAAA
Messenger RNA from Salvia hispanica, 959 nucleotides. Its product is annotated as zinc finger A20 and AN1 domain-containing stress-associated protein 5-like. Lineage: Eukaryota; Viridiplantae; Streptophyta; Magnoliopsida; Lamiales; Lamiaceae. The record is from RefSeq and is a predicted model, not a curated record. Gene Ontology annotation, biological process: protein ubiquitination. Gene Ontology annotation, molecular function: zinc ion binding; DNA binding; ubiquitin-protein transferase activity.